This is a messenger RNA of Dicrocoelium dendriticum, 339 nucleotides long. The record is from the annotation of a GenBank genome assembly. NCBI's taxonomy places the organism in Eukaryota, Metazoa, Platyhelminthes, Trematoda, Plagiorchiida, Dicrocoeliidae.
AUGUAUUACCUACCCACCGUGAAUCUGCAUAAACUUAACAUUCUCUCCCUCGGUACUGUGGCGAAACGUACUGAGCUGGAGAAGGCGAUGGCUGCACGCCUGUGUGAUGUGGAAUGCAUAGCCACAGUGGGCGACCUGUGGCACCACAUUCGCGACAAGGAGACAGCUGCUGUCGAGGAGACCUUCGGGCGCGCAAGUUGUAAGCGGCCCGUUUGGUUUGAUGAGAACAAUGCAGCGAUUGGAGCAUUGGUGUGUGAGAAGAAUGCAGCAUUUGCUGCACAUGUGGCAGACCCCAGUGACUUGGGCAGGAUGAGUCAGUUUCCCAAACUUCGACGGUGA